Molecule: messenger RNA, 711 nt
Organism: Penicillium subrubescens
Lineage: Eukaryota; Fungi; Ascomycota; Eurotiomycetes; Eurotiales; Aspergillaceae
Product: kinetochore subunit FTA4 family protein
Exons: 4
Coding region: 1-711 (236 amino acids)
Cellular component (GO): Mis6-Sim4 complex
Source: RefSeq, a predicted model, not a curated record
AUGGACUCGACUCGAACCAUAUCGGAACUAAAAUCAGCAUUCAUUCGGGGCCAGGUUCGCAUUCUAUCCGAGAGUCUCGAACCGCCCGAGGACUGGAAGAACUAUGCAGUGGAGACGGAAGAGGGCGAUUUGCCUGAGAAGGUGAUCGCCGAUGUAUUGCACAAAGUCAAUGUCGAAGCCAAACAGCACCAUCGCGUCGUCUACUCUUCACAGGCAAUCCACCAUGUAGCUCACCAGGUUGCCAGUCUCUAUUGGUCUUCGGUCAAUCAGGAGACACAAGACAGAGCUUCUUUUGCCAAUGGGGUAGAGAAGACAGCGGACUUGUCUCGACAUAUGAAUAUCAUGAAACUACCAUUGGAUAUCGAAUCACACGGUGCGAGUGAUGAGGCAAAUAACAGAUACCAACAGCUCCGAGAACGACUGGUGACGCUGGACGAGCAGCGUCAGCAACGUCAACGAAGACUCGACCAAUUACGACACAUGCAGCGCCUGCUCGGACCCUUCAAAGAUCCCCAGAAGGAUAUCCAGCCGAAUCUUGUCACCAAAGAUGGAGAGCUGGUCCAAGAAUUGGAAAAGAUGCGAAUGCUGGCCGCGCGGGUUGGAGGACGGAUCUCUCAGCAGAAGCAACGCCUCAGCACCCAGGAGGGCCAGGAAUAUUUACUACCAGGGUCUGGCCCAAGGAUAGGGGCCUUGUUCGAUACGGAGUCAUGA